UUAGCCAGCCGUCCAGUUUCAUCUUUCCAAAGGAUCCGCACUUUCUGGAUAAGAUGAUAUUUGCCCUCCAGCAGAAGGUGGCAGUUCUCCUCUGCUUCUGGUUGCCCACAGUGUACCCUUGUGACCAGACCAUCUACCCCGUGGAUCCUGCUGUCCCAUUUGGGGGUUCUGUGACCCUGAACUGUACCAGCUCCUGUGCAAAUGACACCGAGCUGAACUGGGAAUUGUCUGUCCGAGGAGACACCCAGAAGGGACCUGGGUGGAUUUCUGUGAGCUUUGUCAACAUAACACUCUGGGAUUUUCAGCCAGUAUGCUUUGGAGACUCAGCAAAAGCUCCCACCAAGAUGCCCAUCUAUCUUUACCAAUUCUCAUCCCCGGAUAUCCAUCUCGCUUCUGAGAUCAUAGCUGGUCACUGGCACACAGUCGUCUGCAACAUCUCUAGUCUGAAGGUCAGAGGCCAAAUCCCAACCAACAUCAACAUCUCCCUGAGUAGUGGAGGACGCAUCCUGAACAGCAGCCAGGGCAACUCAUCUGUGGAGUACACCUCUGUGGCUAAGCUGGAACAGGAUGGAGCCGAGAUCCUUUGUGUGGCCCACCUCAAGGUGGGCAGGGAAGUGCUAGAGAAGACAGCAAAUAGCACCUUGAAGGUUGCUGCCCAGCCACACAAUAUCAGCAUCAUAUCAAGUGUCACAGCAUACAAAGCUGGUUCGAACAUCACGGUGACAUGUCGUGCAGAAGGAAAUCCCUUUCCGAAAUUCACGUGGGAUCUGCCUUCCCCUGUCAACGUGGAGUACUCCAACCGCAACAGGACGGUCACGAUCCAUUCAGCGCAAAGCUCCCAUAAUGGGACUUACCAAUGCCAUGCGCAAAAUCCCUACGGCAGCGAUUUGGCACACAUUGAUAUCCUCUAUGAAGGGAAGUCUCGCAACUGGGUCACUGCUGUGGUGGUGGUGGUGGUAGUAUCACUGCUGGUCACAGUCUUUAUCAUUUACUACCGAUGCCGAAAAUGAUAACUGGGAAGAUGACAGGUCUAGACCUCUUAUGGGGACGCCGAGAUUGCUGCAGAUUCCUUCCUUUGACAAGCUGCAACAGAUACUGCAAAAGAGGGAAAUCUUUGUGUGGUUCAGAACUCCACAGGUGCCAAAAACUGGGUGAUCCUUGCUGGACCCAAUCCCCACUAUAUCUAUCCUUACACUGAAGGAAACAUCUCAUGUUCCUAGGAGCAGCUUUACAACACCUAGAACGAGUGUCGUCAAAACAAAGGACACAGAAUAUAGAAACCGGCACUGAAUUCAACUUCCUGAGAAUGUCUGUCUUCAUUGGGGGGGGGGGGGAAUCAAAUUUUAAACCCGCUAAUGAUAUGCUUGAAUGGGUAUCGGUGUUGUCUGCAGAAAGGUUCCCCGUUUCCUUCAGAGUUGCUUUUCCCAUCUCAUGAUUAUCUGAUACAAAAUAAAUUAUGCAAAGGAAAAAAACACACAGACUAGAAACACAAAACUAUGAUAAGCUAUGUGAGUUUGCUCAGCUGGCAUCAUUUGUAGCAGAAUUUAGCUAUCCUUGGUGUAGAAUCUGGAGCUAAACCAACCUGGAGUUUCCUUGGUGGCCCGUUCCCUUGCUCAAGCUGCUUUGGGUUAGAAGAACACACAUGGGAAGAGGCAGGCAGUGCUGCCUCCCCGGGGUGAUUCCACAGUGAGGUUUUCCCCAGUUUCAGCCAUUCACGUCAGGCAAUUUUUUUCGUUUUGUUUCCACACCACGCUACAUCGUGUGUGAAUCGCAGACCACGCAGUUUUUCUCCUGAAAAUCAGAAAAAAACUAUCUUCCCUGGGUGGAAGUCAUUUUUUCAUAGAUUUCGAAGGAAAGGUAUGCUUUCUGCUUAAAUGAACGGGAACGCUGCCCGCCCCCCCCACGCAUUUUCACAGUGAACCCCCUGCCACUGUAUGUGUUGAUUUCGUUCACAACAACACUAUUGUGGGCUUUAUUUUGGUUUUUUAUUUUUUGGUCAGGGCAAAGUCAAUUAUGACAGUAUAAAACCUAAGAAAUCCCAUUUUUCUUGUGAAGGUUGACAUACAUAGCAACCAUAUACAACGCUCCACGGGUGUGCAUAGGUUUGCUUGAAUGUAUUGGGAACUGAUCCUUCUUGCCCAUUUCACCACAACUUUUUUUUUUAAUUACAGAACAGUGCAAUUAUAAUAUUCGUGUCACGUUGUAAAUUUGUGGUUUCAGAAAUAGUGUUGUCUUUCAUGCAACUGUAAUUCUAGAGGAGGAGACAACAAGAGACAGACAAAAUAAUCCUAGCGGGAGGUUUGCACAUGCCAGAUGCCUGCGCUACAUUACACGUUUUCACUUUCACCAUUGCUGGAAUGGUGCGACACACUGUUCCAGGUACAUCAUAAAACGGUGCUGUCCAUAUCAGGAAUUGGUUGCUUUUGCAUGCAACAUUAAGCUUGGGAAGAAGGCGACAGAGAGAGACAGUAGGAUUCUAGUACUGUGUUAUUCUGGAAUAGCACUACAUAUAGGCCAUUUUUAAAACAAGGUUGUUGUAAUCUGCAAUUUUGGAGCUGCGUUGCACAUUCAGCCAAAGUUUUUUAGUUGGGGCAGCAGUGAAUCAUAGCAAUAAGUUCUUUAAUGUACUUUUAUGUGCUUAUAGCAUUAUAGUUUUGUCGUUUGUUGCUUUUCGUUCAUGUUUUACUUGUGUGUUUUGUUUGCCCAAUUGUGAUGGCAUUUGGCCGCAGGGAGUAAACAUUUUCACUUCACGACAGUAUGAUGGCAGCAUCAAAAAGCAGAUGCCAUCUGCAUCUUGGGUGAAAGAGAAACCACAGCUAAUAAUGGUUGGAAACUGCAUUAUCCUAUGCUGUGCGGAAUCUCCAUGGCAAGCAUGAAUGGACCAGCAAUUGUACUGGCACCAUGAGCACCAUUGUAAAAUCUCCUCUGUGUGGAAUAAAUAGUGUUUGACUCCUAACA
This is a messenger RNA of Eublepharis macularius, 2958 nucleotides long. Its product is annotated as vascular cell adhesion protein 1-like. The record is from RefSeq and is a predicted model, not a curated record. Gene Ontology annotation, molecular function: integrin binding. NCBI's taxonomy places the organism in Eukaryota, Metazoa, Chordata, Lepidosauria, Squamata, Eublepharidae. Gene Ontology annotation, biological process: cell adhesion. Bases 54 to 1010 code for a protein of 318 amino acids. The transcript has 5 exons.